AUGGAAUCUAGAUUAGGCUGGUUGACCGAUUUGAGUACCGAAACUGGUACCAACUUGAGAAGAACCUCAAUUAUUUGUACCAUUGGUCCAAAGACCAACAACCCAGAAACUUUGGUUGAAUUGAGAAAGGCUGGUAUGAACAUUGUUCGUAUGAACUUCUCCCACGGUUCUUACGAAUACCAUCAAUCUGUCAUUGACAACGCCAGAAAAUCUGAAGAACUAUACCAAGGUAGACCUCUGGCUAUUGCAUUGGACACUAAGGGUCCUGAAAUCAGAACUGGUACCACCACUAACGAUGUGGAUUACCCAAUUCCUCCAAACCACGAAAUGAUCUUCACUACUGAUGACAAGUACGCUAAGGCUUGUGACGACAAAACCAUGUACGUUGAUUACAAGAACAUCACCAAGGUCAUUGAAGCUGGUAGAAUUAUCUACGUCGAUGAUGGUGUUUUGUCAUUCGAAGUUUUGGAAGUUAUUGAUGACAACACCUUGAAGGUUAAGUCUUUGAACGCCGGUAAGAUUUGUUCUCACAAGGGUGUCAACUUGCCAGGUACCGAUGUCGAUUUGCCAGCUUUGUCCGAAAAGGACAAGUCUGACUUGAAAUUCGGUGUCAAGAACGGUGUCCACAUGGUCUUCGCCUCUUUCAUCAGAACCGCUCAAGAUGUUUUGACUAUCAGAGAAGUUUUGGGUGAGCAAGGUAAGGAUAUCAAGAUCAUUGUUAAGAUUGAAAACCAACAAGGUGUCAACAACUUUGACGAUAUCUUGAAGGUCACUGACGGUGUUAUGGUUGCUAGAGGUGAUUUGGGUAUUGAAAUUCCAGCUCCUCAAGUGUUUGCUGUGCAAAAGAAGUUGAUUGCUAAGUGUAACUUGGCUGGUAAGCCAGUUAUCUGUGCUACCCAAAUGUUGGAAUCCAUGACCUACAACCCAAGACCAACCAGAGCUGAAGUCUCUGAUGUUGGUAACGCCGUUCUUGAUGGUGCUGACUGUGUUAUGUUGUCUGGUGAAACUGCCAAGGGUAACUACCCAAUCAAUGCCGUUAAGACCAUGGCUGAAACUGCUUUGAUUGCUGAACAAGCCAUCCCAUACAUCCCAACUUACGAUGACUUAAGAAACUUGACUCCAAAGCCAACCUCAACCACUGAAACUAUCGCUGCUGCUUCUGUUUCUGCUGUAUUUGAACAAAAGGCCAGAGCUUUGAUUGUCCUAUCCACCACCGGUGACACUCCAAGAUUGGUUGCCAAGUACAAGCCAAAUGUCCCAAUUGUUAUGGUUACUAGAAACCCAAGAGCUGCUAGAUUCUCUCAUCUAUAUAGAGGUGUCUUCCCAUUCGUAUACGAUGAAUCCUCUGACUCCGAAUGGACUGUCGAUGUUGAAAAGAGAAUCAACUUCGGUGUCAAGAAGGCCAAGGAAUUCGGAAUUUUGGUUGACGGUGACACCAUUGUCACCAUUCAAGGUUUCGCCGCUGGUGUCGGUAACUCCAACACUCUACGUGUCUUGACCGUUUAA
Molecule: messenger RNA, 1506 nt
Organism: Kluyveromyces lactis
Lineage: Eukaryota; Fungi; Ascomycota; Saccharomycetes; Saccharomycetales; Saccharomycetaceae
Gene: PYK2
Product: pyruvate kinase PYK2
Exons: 1
Coding region: 1-1506 (501 amino acids)
Biological process (GO): glycolytic process
Cellular component (GO): cytoplasm
Molecular function (GO): pyruvate kinase activity; magnesium ion binding; potassium ion binding
Source: RefSeq, a predicted model, not a curated record